CCGCACUCACGGCUCACGCGAGCGGAGAAAUCAAAACACUCCAACCAUCCACACUGAGAAACGACCGAGAAAUCCUCGCUACUCAACGGACGAAUGUUCAGCACUGAGCCCUCGCGGUGUUUGUCUCUCCGUGGACGCGAAAGAAGCGAGACGAAUAACGUUAAAUACGCCAGAGUUUGUGCGUUUCGCGGAGCGUUGUGAUAUUUCACUCAAGAAGUUUUAAAAACAAGUUUGGACCGGAUUCUUUUAGGAGUUGGACGCUGUUAAGAUCGCAUCCCGUCUGCUGCUCGAGCGCAUGUGAGGAGCUAUCUGCUCAAGACUACAAAACAUGGAUUUAUUGCCUCAUUUAGCCAUAAAACUUUGAUAAACUGCGCGAGAUUGCGUGUAGCAGCUGUUUUGCAGCCUUUCCCAGCAUUUCUUGUUAAGGAAAAUAUCUAUUGUUGUCCAGAGAGAAACAUUUUUUUUGCUGUGACAGGACGCAUUUGCAGAGCCAAAUAUGUCAGUUCAUGAUGAAGAAGAGGAAACUCAACUGAUUCUCUAAGGAGAAAACGCGUCUAAAUCACAUUUUAGCGUCGUUAUUUUCUUUAUGUUCUGCAAUAAUGUGUCUUAACAAUUUUAUUAUUUCGUAAUUGCUCCAUUCUGGACACACCGAACGGUUAGUUCUCAAACGAGGUGGGUUUAUUUCCAUAAAAAGUUUAAUAAGCGUGUAUAUAAUUGGGGAAGUCAUUCCCACACAACCGACCUUAGGCAGUUUAGUGCCCUUUGGACCGCGGAGAGGAACUGGCAUCAUUUCUUGUCAGUUUUAUCUUGGCACUUCUUUCGUUUGCGUGCGCUGGACUGCUCGUUUUCUUUAUUCUUGCCCCUGUUUUGCUUCGUUCUUGCCAGUAUGGAGGAGUGGAGGCAGUGCGGGCGCUGGCUGAUAGACUGUAAGGUUUUGCCCCCGAACCACCGGGUCGUUUGGCCCUCGGCGGUGGUUUUUGACCUGGCCCAGGCGCUCAGAGAUGGGGUGCUCCUGUGCCAGAUGCUGCACAAUCUGUCUCCCGGAUCCGUGGACCUAAAACAGAUCAACUUCCGCCCUCAGAUGUCACAGUUUCUGUGUCUGAAGAACAUACGGACAUUCCUGAAAGUGUGCCAUGAUAAGUUUGGCUUGAGGAACAGCGAGCUGUUUGAUCCCUUCGAUCUCUUUGACGUGAGGGACUUUGGGAAGGUGAUCUCUGCGCUGUCCAGAAUCUCCCACAACAGCAUCGCACAGAUCAAAGGCAUCAGGCCUUUUCCAUCUGAGGACACUGCACUGAAUGAAGAUGAUGUGUACCGUAGCUUGGAGGAGCUGGCAGAUGAGCAUGAUGUGGGAGAGGACGACAUCUAUGACUGCGUCCCCUGCGAGGAUGAUGGGGACGACAUCUAUGAGGACAUCAUCAAGGUGGAGGUUAGACAGCCUAUGAAAAUGGGCAUGACUGAAGAUGAUAAGAGGAACUGCUGCUUGGUGGAGAUUCAGGAGACCGAGGCAAAAUACUACAAGACACUGGAGGACAUUGAGAAGAAUUACAUGAUCCCCUUGAAUCAAGUGUUAACACCACAGGAGAUGGAGGCUAUAUUUGUAAAUUUAGAGGACAUCAUCAGAGUCCAUUUUGCUCUGCUGAGGGCCAUUGACCUGACCAUGGUGAGUGGGGGCAAUGGCCUGGGGAAGAUCUUUCUGGAUUUCAAGGAGAGACUGCUGAUUUACGGCCAGUACUGCAGCCAUAUGGAAAACGCUCAGAAGACACUGGAUGAGCUGAUUGCCACACGGGAAGAUGUCAAGUGUAAAGUGGAGGAGUGUACCAUGAAGGUCCAAGAGGGGAAGUUCAAGCUGCAGGAUCUCCUGGUGGUCCCCAUGCAGAGGGUCCUUAAAUACCACCUUCUGCUAAAGGAGUUAGUGAGUCACUCUAUGGACCGACCGGAGAGGCAACAGCUUAAAGAAGCACUAGAAGCCAUGCAGGACCUGGCCAUGUAUAUCAAUGAGGUGAAGAGAGACAAUGAAACCCUGAAGAAAAUAAGUGAAUUUCAGAGCUCUAUAGAAAAUCUACAGGUGAAGUUAGAGGAGUACGGUAGGCCAAAGAUAGACGGAGAGCUCAAAGUGUGCUCUAUAGUAAACCGGACCAAACAAGACAGAUAUAUCUUCCUGUUUGAUAAAGUUGUGAUUGUUUGCAAGAGGAAAGGUUAUAACUAUGAGUUAAAAGAGGUUAUCGAACUUCACUUCUACAAGAUGUCUGAUGACCCCAUGAAUAACCGCGACAUGAAGAAGUCGAGUGGAAAAAUGUGGUCGUACGGCUUCUACCUGAUCCAUCUGCAGGGGAAACAGGGCUUCCAGUUCUUCUGCAAGACAGAAGACACCAAACGCAAAUGGAUGGAGCAGUUUGAGAUGGCCAUGUCAAACAUUAAACCCGAACGAGCCACUGCCAACCAGCACAACUUCCAAAUGCACACGUUUGAGAAGAACACCAACUGCAGAGCCUGUAAAAUGCUGCUGAGGGGUAUUUUCUACCAGGGAUACUACUGUUCUCGCUGUGGGACAGGAGCACAUAAGGAGUGUCUGGAGAUCAUUACCAUCUGCAAAAUAAGUCCCCAUGAUUCGGAGCCGGGGCUUCCUCAAUCAGGUCCAAAAAUGGUGGCCAUCAGAAAUUACCAUGGUACCCCCACCCCGCCUGGCAAGAUACCACUCUGCUUCCAGACAGGAGAAGUCAUUGAGCUGCUGAAGGGAGACCCAGACACAUCAUGGUGGGAGGGUAAGCUCAUUCAAACCCAAAAGACUGGCUACUUUCCCAGUUCCAGUGUGAAACCAUGUCUAGAUCCUAAGCCUUUCCAGGCAUUUUCCAGUCGCCAGUCCUCCAGGGAGACGGAUUACUACGUUUAUCCCUGGUUUGCAGGAAACAUGGAGCGGCAGCAGGCCGACAACCUGCUCAAGUCUCACAGCAGCGGUACCUAUCUGAUCCGAGAGAGAACAGCAGAGGCGGAGAGAUUUGCAAUCAGCAUUAAGUUUAAUGAUGAAGUGAAGCACAUUAAAGUUAUUGAGAAAGACAACUGGAUUCACAUCACAGAGGCCAAGAAGUUUGAAAGCCUCUUGGAGCUUGUGGAGUAUUAUCAGAGUCAUUCACUGAAAGAGAGUUUUAAGCUGUUGGACACAACAUUACGAUACCCUUAUAAAUCCCGGGACCGCUCAAGCUCUCGCACCAAUACCCGCUCACCAGCAGCCACCUGUGCUUCCUACAACUUCUCCUUCCUUAGUCCUCAGGGCCUCAAUUUCUCCUCUCAAAGCUCUGCUCCCUUCUGGUCAGUAUUCACACCCAGGGUAGUCAGCACAGCUGUGGCGCGAUACAACUUUGCUGCUCGAGACAUGAGAGAGCUGUCUCUGCGAGAAGGAGACAUCGUCAAGAUCUACAGCAAGAUUGGUGGAGACCAAGGCUGGUGGAAAGGAGAAGCCAACGGCAGGAUUGGAUGGUUUCCCUCCACAUAUGUUGACGAGGAGGGUGUGCAGUGAAACUCUGGGCUUACAGAUUGUCCAAUCAGAUCACGUUCUGAUCCGCAGCCCUCUGAGAGGACUCUUUGCUUCCCAUGGCAACACCUCAUGGAAGGCUUUUUGCUGGAAUCAUAUUUUACAAUGAUUUUUUUGUACCUCUGUCUCAUUUCGUCAUGUACGAAUAUGCUUUCCCCCCUCCCUUUCUCGGAAUGUCUGUGUGAUCUCUGUGAAGAAACCUGCUCAGAGUCUGUUCGUUCUCAGCAUCGUCCGAAGAAUCUGUGAACCAAGCAGAACUUUGCCUUGAAGUAGCCAAAGGUCAAGCAUGGCUUUAAGUUUGUACAGUAAUACCUGUGAUGUGCACUGCUGGCCACAGUGGUAUAAUUGGGGGGUGGGAUGAAUAAAUAUAUAUAUAAAAAUAUAAAUAUAAUUUAUUAAAGAGAUAUAUCUAUGAUUAUAAUGCAGCGUUGGACAUUGGUCCAAUGGCAGCUGUGCAAAGAAUAUAUGAGAGCAGAAAAGAUGCACUUUGCAUUUCUUUACAGAGAGAUUUUGCCUUAGUAAAUGGUAAUGCCUUUAGAGAUGGAGGUAAAGAGAUGGAUUCAGACUCAUCUUGCACAUAUACACUCGUACAUCCGCCCUGUCCAGAAACACGGUGCCUUUUUUUACGUUCCUCACUCCUAACAGAGUCUGCUUUAUGAGGCUGCAGCAUUAGCAUCUCUGUUCUGUGGCCGUACACUCUCAAUCCACUCAUUCAACAGAAGACCACACAACAUCAGAUUGAACAUUUCUUUGACUGAAAUGAGCCGAUGACCAGAUCUGCUCAUCAUCUCACUGGAACAAUAGGAGCAGCUGACUGAAAGCGUUAUGUCUUGGACAAUGAAGGAUACAUCCACCAUCAUGUCGUCCUCAUGAGUAUCAGGAAGAGGCUCCUUGAAUGCUGUGAUUAGCUUUUAUAUCCACGUCCUCAGCGGUCCAAAUUUGGACUGAAAAGGGAAAGUUAAAUGCUGUUCUGUGCACUGAUCUUCAUGAAUACCCAGAGGUUUUUGUGACUUAUUUUGUCGUCUUUUACAAGCACAUACAUAUUGCCAUUGCGUGUUUCUCAUCUGCAGCCUGCCACAUUACAGUAUCUUGCCUUACUGGUGGACACUUGGUGCUACAGUGCUACAUAUUGAAAUCCCCCUGAGUUAGGGCAGACAUUGAGUUGUUUUGCUGUCGUUGUGGAUGAGGAAACCCACUGCUGAAGAACCUCAGCCAUCAAGUGCACUUUAUCUGUCCAGAGACCUUUUAACAUGGGACACCACACUGCAGACCUGGACAUUAAAUUUUCAUAUUAUUUAAUAAUGAUAAGAACUGUCCUUAUUUUUACCUCUGGAAGAAGUAUAAAAUCCUUCACACUAUGAGCAGCGGUCCUUCAAAGUCUCAUUUUGAACAUUACCUGUAAACUCCAUAAGUGCAUGGAUGUGUGUCCCUCAUACAGUCCUCUGAGAAAAACCUUUUGCUGUUGCCAUCAGAAAUUGAACCUAUAAAUUGAAAGUGGGAGAGUGCUGGACUCUAAUAAAGCAAGGGAUGUAGUUUUAGCUGCGCUCCUGGUUUGAGUACAGCUGUCUGAGUGAUGGAGGAGUGCGGCUCAGGUCAAGGUGCUGCUGGUUUAGGGGCUUAAGUACCUGUUUGUGUAGUGGACAAAAACCCAUCGCAUGUGGUCAUAGAUAUUACAACUGCUGUCUGUGGAUCCUGAAAAAAAGGAAAAAAGAAAAAAAAACAACAACAGGAAACUGUGUACAUUUUUUGAAUGGUCAGUUAUUUGGAAACUGAGGUCUAUCAUGAAAUAAAUAUUUCUUUUUUGCCUA
Molecule: messenger RNA, 5337 nt
Organism: Danio aesculapii
Lineage: Eukaryota; Metazoa; Chordata; Actinopteri; Cypriniformes; Danionidae
Gene: vav2
Product: vav 2 guanine nucleotide exchange factor
Exons: 29
Coding region: 887-3514 (875 amino acids)
Biological process (GO): regulation of GTPase activity; cell migration; intracellular signal transduction
Cellular component (GO): cytoplasm
Molecular function (GO): guanyl-nucleotide exchange factor activity; protein binding
Source: RefSeq, a predicted model, not a curated record